CAUGGCUGCUUCUGCUAAUAGGCGCCUCUAUGGUGGCCUGCUGUGUCUGGGCAGUUUUACCGUCUCGUUGGCCGGCGGCCCUACAGCCUACGGAUUUACCCUGUUAUUGUAGCACGCGAGGUGUUUGCUGGAUUUCCUUCCUCAUCCCCCCGUAAAUAUAUUCAUAACAACACUAUUAAAGACAAAUCAAGGGACACAUCGUGGAUUCUCCUAUCAUUGCUGUGUAGUCCGUGAGUGUAUGUGUGUCAAGUCGCUCCUGUCCAGCGACAGCAGAGUCCCGAAGAUAGUAUCAGUCGCUACAUGAGUCGGGCGCGACAACUCCAGCAACAGUGCCAGCUCCGAGCUUCUUCUGGACCAGUAUUGUCGCUGAAUACCAGCAGGAGCGAGCGGCGCCUCAGCAACAGUAUAAAGCUCCUCCUACGCCUUGUUAGUUUGACACUGUUACCAGCUUCGCUGUUGCCGUUGUUGUUACAGUCACACCUGGUGGUCCAGGUGUUGCCUUCGUCCUCGCUGUAUCUGACAGAACGAAAAACGAGCUUAGACUUUUAUUGACCAGGAGGGAGGAGAGAGAUCUGACGAACCGGCUGACGAGAUGAUCAUGUACACAGUCGCCGAUGACCACAUGGGGGAGUCCGAGAUUGCUCAGUUCAUAGCGCUUAUAUGCGGCAUGUGCGUGGUGGUGCUGAUGAUAAUGGGCCUUAUGUCGACUGACUGGCUGAUGGCCGAAGGUUUUCGGCAGGGUCUCUUUUCUCACUGCAUAGCCGAGGGCGCGCGCACUCCAUUGCCCUUCAACAUUGUCGAUCCCCCUGGCUGCUACUCGGUCCGAAAUGUCGGUUACAUCAAGGCAGCUGCUAUAUUAUGCGUAGUAUGUUUAAUUGCUGACAUAGCAGCGACAAUAUUGACGGGUCUCGGCCUCCGAACCCAAGAUCACUACAAAAAGAACAACUACUACAGAUUAGGAGUCUUUUGCAUGGGAGGCGCUCUUGUUGUUCUGCUGAUAGCGCUGGUCAUAUAUCCAGUUUGCUUCACAGCCGAGCUUAAUUUCGGUAACCGGCCAAUGUGGGAAUUCGGCUGGGCGUACGGUGUCGGCUGGGGUGCGGCGAUCUUCCUGUUUGGCGGGGCGAUGUUGCUGCUCUGCGACAAGGAGAGCGAGGAAAUCUACUACAAGGAGCGUAAAAUCGUCCGCGAGGACGUAGCGACGGGGAUGAUAGGCUCGGGCAACAACUCGAUAGGGGCGAACCACCCGAUGAUGAACUCUUCGUCAGCAAUGUCGGGACCCGGUGGCGCCCCGGCGCUACAUCACCACCACCACAAUCACCAGUCCCAUCACCAUCCCGGGGGUGCCAGCGCCGGCGGACCCGUCAGAAGUGGCACUCAGCUCGCCUAGUGGCAUUGCUCCCUGCCCGACGUUGUUCUCUAGGGCUGAGCUUGUGUAGUACCCGGUUGCUUAUCACUACACCUUGCGAGCACUUUGACCGGGUAUUAUGCAGGUCUCGCCUAUGCCACACACGUGCAAACAGCAGCAGCAGCAGCAGCAGCAACAGCCGAACAGACAACAAUGACACGAGCUAAUGUUUGGAAAAAAAUCAGCAGCACCAGGCGGACAGACUGCAUCAGACAGGAUUCAGCUAUCAUCACCACCAUCAUCAUCCUCACUCUUCUUCUUCAUAUUCUUCUUCUUCUUCUUCUUCUUCUUCUUCUAUACCGACGACGAUUCGAGGUUCCACUAGUCGUCGUCGUCGUCUCUGUUAUCCUCGUCAUUGAUCGUCAUUAUUUGUCGCAGCGCAUCAUCAUUCACUGACACUGUGUAUACCUAACACGUAUUUCCUCGCUUCCAAAUACGGAUCGAGUCUGGACUCUGGACUAUGGUAUUAAACGUGGGAUCUUUUAUAAUCGGGCAUCCGAGAGAUAUAGAGUAAGUGGUUCUUUUUUUACGAUCAAUGAUCAUGUGAACGUUUGCGGGACUAUAGAGAAUCUUGCAUUUGCUCGGCUCUGACCAAGAUUUUUUUUUUUUUUUUUACGUCUGGCUCUUAUUGAGAAUCUGACGCAUCGCUCGUGAUGUAUGUAGUGCCACGAAGUCAUCUUUAACAUUGGUUUGAAAAAUAUUGGACUCAAGUGCCAUGAACAUUGUUUAUUUAUUUGAGGUAAGUCGCAUUGGAAAAAAAACAUUUCUGAGAAUCAAUGAAAUAAGUAUUUACUUAAAUAGUUCCAAGUAAAUUGUCUUGAAACAAGAUGGUAUUUUUUACGCUAAGAAUAUUUUCUAAUGUAAAAUAAACGUUUUCUUCAUUUUCUCGAGAAAGUACAAUCUUAAUUCAAGAGAUUAUUAUUUUGCCCGGUACUGUUCCAGUAAAUACUCUCUUGGUUCUCAAAAUUUUUGUUUUCCUCAGCGAAUAACAUCGAAUGGAAUAUACAAUCGAGGUCUUUCGUUUCAAAAUUUACUUUCCAAAAGAACGUAUGUUAAUUUUCCUUUUUUUUUUUUUUUUUUUUUUUUUUUUGUUAAAUCGAUAAACUAUGGCUUGUUGAAGUUCAGUUAACUUUAAAAGACUGACAAGUCGGUGAAGGUUUUCCUUGACUGACGGACACAAACUGCGCAAUCCAAUCGUUUCUGUCCCGGAUGAUCCUCGAAAGGAAAAUUCGGUCCAAGCUGAUGACGAAGCCACGCGACUAUUGUAAACUUUAACGUACCAACUCACCGAGUUACCAUACAUUAUUGACGUUAGACAAGAUGAGCACGAUUAACUUGUCCAUUGCUUGAAAUUUAGUGCUAAGCCAUGAUUUAGCACAACGCGCUCGACCCAACACAAAUACUCGACAAUGGGAUUCCCCUGUAUUUAAAAUUAUGUGAAAUUCCCUAUUCCCUUGACUUGUAAAAUUUUCUUCAUUGACGAUCCUCGCGUAUACUCGCGUACCUAUCAUCACGCCACAUGUGGGAAUACAUAUUUAUGUUCGUACAAGUGCGGCGUGUAUAUAUGUGUGUAUACAAAACUUAGGGAUUUUUGCACACGUAUAAACAUUGAGCAAAAAGAAAAGGUCGAGUACUGGGGACGAGCAAAUGCGAGCUAGAUCUUGACCGGCUACCGAGCAAAGAGAAAGGAAUCCCGAAGAGCGGGACCAGCGUCAGGUGCAUGCUCUAAUUCGCGUGAUACCUAUACACACCGAGAUACACAUGAGAAAAGCCGCGUCGCCCAGUCGAUGGUACAGCGUAUACAUAUAGGGUUGCGCGUGCGAGGGGAGAGAAACCAGAGUGCACGGGG
Molecule: messenger RNA, 3254 nt
Organism: Copidosoma floridanum
Lineage: Eukaryota; Metazoa; Arthropoda; Insecta; Hymenoptera; Encyrtidae
Product: transmembrane protein 47
Biological process (GO): cell-cell adhesion
Cellular component (GO): membrane; cell-cell junction
Source: RefSeq, a predicted model, not a curated record